Molecule: messenger RNA, 3225 nt
Organism: Armigeres subalbatus
Lineage: Eukaryota; Metazoa; Arthropoda; Insecta; Diptera; Culicidae
Product: RING finger and transmembrane domain-containing protein 2
Exons: 4
Coding region: 289-2358 (689 amino acids)
Biological process (GO): positive regulation of ERAD pathway
Molecular function (GO): ubiquitin protein ligase activity
Source: RefSeq, a predicted model, not a curated record
CUGAACUUUCCAGAUGCGAUUUUAGUGUUGUUUCCAGUGAGUUUUUUCGAAUGUUGGCGACCUUGCCAGUUGUUUUUUGCAUUAGAUAAGUAGAUAAUUGCAGAUAAGAUAAAUGAGACUGUCCCAAACGGUGGCUAAAGUGACCCGUGGAAGCGACUAGAAAUCGAAGAAAAAACAGGAUUUCUACUAUGAUAACAAUAUAACGAAUACAGCUUAACCUGACGCAUCCGCUGGCAACAAUGCUUGACAACAAAGCCGUAUAAACCAGAACAAACAGCAGCGCGUAAAAUGUCCGAUACCGUACCCGAGCCGCCAAAGCAGCAUUCGAGCUCGAGCACUGAGAUAUCAUCGCAAUCGCCCUCGGCUCCCAGUGCGGUGGAAUCGCCACUAGCAGCUUCUUCGCCGUCGUCGACCGAUUCGCCCGCUAUCAUCGAAACCACCAACACUACCCUGACGUUGGACGAUCAAGGAAAGCCACCGUUAGCCACAGAAGAAGAUUCCAGUAGCACAACUAGCAACAUUCCAGCGGUCACCGUGACCGUUAUCGAGAGUUCAGUUUCAGCGCGGAACGGUUCCUCAACGAUUGCCUCAUCCAUUCCGGUUGAAUCGACAGUUACGGCCACGGUCCACCAGCUCGCGAUCACCGUUGAGCGACAAGCAUCAACCAAUUCCACUGAGGGAACCAUGUCGAACAGUAACAACAAUAGCAACGCCGGCGGUUCCGGAUUCCGAAAUUCGUUUAACGGGCGAGUUCCUUUCGCAAGAAUUCUAUCUACCGGCAGCUCCGGUGAACGGCGAACGAUCGGCAAUGAUGCGGGACGUGUCUCAGGAAACCUAAGCAAUAAUCUGUUGAAUGACAUUUUUGCCUUCGUGCAGCAAGCGCGCAACCCAAAUAGUCUAUUCUCGUCGGAAAGACGAAAUCUAUUUCUACAGUCCGGCCGAUCCGUGUCCCACAUGCCAGGAAGCAGCACACCACCGAUCGGUCACGCCACCACCGGCAAUCCAAGCGAUGUAGUUAUUGAUCUUGACAACGCUACCGGACCGUCUCUCCGUUCGUCCAACAAUGAAAUCUAUCCUAUUUCGACAUCCUCGUCUAUCAACAGUGGCAUCCGGCCAAACUCCUGGAUGCCUACCAACGCAACAGAUGAUGACUCUGCGGCCGGGCGCGCAUCCAUUAUGCCGAAUUUCAACUAUCACCACCAUCACCAUCAUUUCCACAACCACCAGCCACUGUCCACCAUUCACCCCCACCAACAUCUCCCGCACCCCCAACCAGUACUUCUGCAACAAAUGCAAGCAGCUCAGCAAAGUCAAUCAGCUUCCUUGGGAGCAAGCGUCCCCGUUAACGGAGGUGCAGCCAACGAACUCCCUCAACGGCCGAGCUCUCCAACUAAUCCAAAUCCUAACAAUGGCACUCGCAGCAACAGUGUCAGCUCCAAUCAGCCAACCGAUGAGGCCACUGUCCAUGAGGCCCUUAACCAGAUACCAGAGGCUCGGGCCAUGAUGGACACAUUUGCCCGGUACAUCCCUCUGUUGUUCAUCCUGGUCACCAAACUGUGCUACGAUCACCUGGACGGCAUCGUUCACUUCCUCGCCCUAUUGAUGACCUUUUCCCACGCUAAUUGGGUUGUGCGCCAGGAGAUAUCCAAGCAGGCUCAGAAACGAAUAGUGGUCCUGCUACGUGAACUGCUGUUCAUCGGAAUCGCUCUGGCCGUCGUCGGUUUUGUUCUCGAGCGAAAGAACAUCUUCCUCAGCAUCCUGUUCAUGCCGGAUCUCUCCGAGCCGCAGAGCCUCAAAUCCCUGCUAUUCUCCGUGUGUAUGUCCGAUCUGGUGCUCAAACUGAUCACCAUCAUUGCCAAGAUCAUAAUCACCCUAAUGCCUCCAAGCGUGAUCGAGUACAAGAGUCGGGGCAAAAUAUAUCUGAUGGCGGAAUCGCUAUCCCAGUUAUACCGUGCCGCCGCUCCCAUCCAACCAUGGUUGAUAUUCCUGUUCGAGUCUUAUUCCGGUUCUGAAAAGAUCGUCGGCGUCAUUCUGUCCGCAGUAUAUAUGGUUGCCAAAUCAUCAGACUUGCUCGAUCGCAUUAAGUUCUGCAAACGGUCGGUUAUCAAGCUUCUGCAGAAAACGAGCUACGGAACGAUCCCAUCUAAGGAGCAACUGCAAGCCUGUGGAGGACAGUGCCCCAUCUGCCACGACAACUUCAACUCGCCGGUGCUGCUCGAGUGUAAUCACAUCUUCUGCGAAUUGUGCGUCGGAACAUGGUUCGAUCGGGAGCAGACCUGCCCGCUCUGUCGGGCAAAGAUCGUUGACGAUCCCUCGUAUCGGGACGGUGCUACCACGUUCUUCUUGCAGCUGUACUAAGCCGCGCAUCGAUUGGCUUUUUGCCCGCGUCAAGUGUAUUACAGUCAAACGGUCCAUUCACAGUAUAGAAUUGUGCGCAGACUAAUGACAAUUCCGUUUGUUGAGUAAACCACAAACAGCGUUUGUUAGUUGUUUAUUAUAGAUUAUUUUAACAGAAUUUUGGAGGCACGAUAUUGCUCCUAGAUCGGCGACAAGGAGUUUUUCGACGCUCCAGAAAAGCUCAUACACGUUUAUCCGACUGAACUUUUUGGGUCAAACACAAAUUGUAAGCAAAUACAUGAGUUUUAUCAGAUAAGUUUACCCUUCAUACGUUUUGAACUACACAUAAAAUACAAAGCAGUUUACACAGAUAGUGGUAUAUAAACAAAAUCGUUUUUAUUGUGUUUUUGUAUUGAACUUCAAUUCGAUUAUUAAAGUGAGAAAUCAACAAAGAAAAAGAAACAGUUUGCGUGCUGGGAAGAAUGUGAUGAUAGAAGUGCUAUUUGAACAUUGUAAAAUUGACUGAAAAAAGAAUGUGUUAUAAUUGCGUGUAGAGGUAGCAUGAAACGGUAUGCUCGGAUGUUUCAGAUUUCUUCCCAUUUUCCAUGGUUCAACGUAAUCAUGAACUGUGGACAACAGUAGGGAUCUGAUACAUCAGAAUCCAGCCAAAGUAAGCUAUUCUAUCUUUAUUACCAUAAUCAAAAGAAUUAAUUCGUGAACAGAAGGCAUCGAUAAGUGAGAGCGGCUCUCCCAUUUCUGAUCGGGAUGUUAAGAAAAACAGUGAACAUUAAUCGAACGAGGAAAAUAAAGCAAAACCUAUACAUACCUAUGUAAAUUAUCAAUUACAAAACAUUAUUUUCAAAAAUAAAAACAAACAUUGCUAGUUAA